AUGCGCUGGGCGGCUUACUGCACGGUUCAAGGUCUAUACAAGAUGGCUCCCAAGGUUCGCGCUGUUCAAGAGAGCACAUCCCUCGGUCCCGAGGUGGGCGAAGGUCAAUUGGUUUUCGGCGUUGCUCACAUCUUCGCUUCAUUCAAUGACACAUUCGUUCACGUUACCGAUAUCACAGGAAAAGAAACCGUUAGCCGUGUUACCGGUGGUAUGAUGGUCAAAGCUGAUCGUGAUGAAUCUUCUCCAUACGCCGCAAUGAUGGCCGCUCAAUCUGUCGCCGCUCGUUGCAAGGAAGUUGGUAUUACUGCUCUUCACGUUCGUCUUCGUGCAACUGGUGGUGUCGGUUCCAAGACACCCGGUCCAGGUGCACAAUCCGCUUUGCGUGCCCUCGCCCGUGCUGGAUUGCGAAUUGGUCGUUUGGAAGAUGUUACCGGUGUCCCAUCAGACUCUACUCGCCGCAAGGGUGGUCGUCGUGGUCGUCGUCUUUGA
Meira miltonrushii is the source of this 489-nucleotide messenger RNA. RefSeq lists its product as uncharacterized. Gene Ontology annotation, molecular function: mRNA 5'-UTR binding; small ribosomal subunit rRNA binding; structural constituent of ribosome. Gene Ontology annotation, biological process: translation; maturation of SSU-rRNA from tricistronic rRNA transcript (SSU-rRNA, 5.8S rRNA, LSU-rRNA); ribosomal small subunit assembly. The record is from RefSeq and is a predicted model, not a curated record. The coding region runs from base 1 to 489 and encodes 162 amino acids. Lineage: Eukaryota; Fungi; Basidiomycota; Exobasidiomycetes; Exobasidiales; Brachybasidiaceae. The transcript has 4 exons. Gene Ontology annotation, cellular component: cytosolic small ribosomal subunit; ribosome.